Molecule: messenger RNA, 2553 nt
Organism: Mauremys mutica (yellowpond turtle)
Lineage: Eukaryota; Metazoa; Chordata; Testudines; Geoemydidae
Gene: FOXR1
Product: forkhead box R1
Exons: 6
Coding region: 96-1079 (327 amino acids)
Biological process (GO): regulation of DNA-templated transcription
Cellular component (GO): nucleus
Molecular function (GO): DNA-binding transcription factor activity; sequence-specific double-stranded DNA binding
Source: RefSeq, a predicted model, not a curated record
ACCAGAACUAGAGAGUUAAAAGUUAGCAGGUUAACUCUCUGUGUCCUUCCUCCAACAUUCUGGGUAUACAGCAGUAUUUUGCAGAUUAUAAGAAAAUGUAUUUGAAUUUUCAAAACAAAACCUUUUGGGAAAACCUGCAUUUAAAAAGUGGCCUUGAGGACUGGGAUAUGGAGGAGAAGCUCAAGCUAACCACCACCACUGAUCAGUUUCCUCACGCUGCAGAUGAAAAACUGAACCAUCACAUGCUGAAGUGGCAGUGUGAGCGACCGGUGCGCAGGAAUUCACUCCCCAAGGAACUGUCUGAGACCCUCCCAUCCACACAGCCUGGUGCAGAAUUUAAUGUGCAGCCCCAUCUGUGGAUGUGGGUGAACCCCAAUCUGGUUUGCCCCAUUGCCGGCUGUCCCAGUGUGGACAUGCCAGGACCCAGUAGCCCAGCAUUCUCAGUAGCUGCUGCUGCACCAGGGUUUUCUUCUCCAAGCCCUUCCUUGAAUUACUCCAACCUUGACUGUUCUGAGGAGGAUCUGCUGUCGUCAUCCAGUGAGGCAGAGAAGUUCACAGAGGAUGAAGAUGCCUCAUCGGUGGACAUCUCACUCCCUCAGAAAAUGGAGACUCCCAAAUCUAAGGCUGUUCUGGCACUCCGGAAACCAAAGGUCACCAGAUGUCAGAGCAAAAAGCUCAAGUACAUCCUGCAGGCGAGCACCAAAAUCAAAGGGGGAUGGCCCCGCCCCCCCCUUAAUUACUGCAUCCUCAUCACCCUGGCCCUGCGUAACAAUGCAGAAGGCAGCCUGACUGUGCAGCAGAUCUACCAAUUCACACGGCAGCACUUUCCCUUUUUCCAGACAGCCCCAGAUGGCUGGAAAAACUCCAUUCGUCACAAUCUGUGCUUCAGUAGCAGCUUUGAAAAAACCUCCCACUUUGUGUGCAACGAGGGCAAUCGCAAGUCACGCCUGUGGAAGCUGACACCAGAAGGGUGCAGAAAGUUCCAGGAAGAGGUACGGGCUCUAUCUGAGGAGGCCCUUGACUUAGUGAGCCAGAGCUUGAACAAACCAGAACAGAUGCAAUCUUUGUUCAGUCUCUGAUCCCUGGUGCCUCUGAAAUAAGGACCACAUGGCUCCCAAGCAGGCUUAUUUCCUCCCCUUCUACUACAGUCAGCUUCUAAGCAAUUGCAGAAGGGAGCCCUAGAAGUGAAUGGAAACUCUAGGGAAUCAGACCACUAAUCAGAGGGAGCUGGAUCAGACCUGUCUCCCCCCUCAAUGGCUUGCUCUGGGCAGGCUUUGUCUCAUAUACUUCAAGAGGGAAUUUCAGCUGGAGAGUAUAGGGUAGUAGGAAAAUCUGGUCCUUUUGAUUUCUAACUUUCCCCCUUUCAGCAGUUUGAGUGGCUAUCCCAUCCAUGAUCCAUUGGCUGACGAUGGUCAGAGUUGGUUUUGUUUGAGGGAAGAUUGCAGGAAGCUUUAGCAUAAUCUUGGGAAUCUGAGAGCCUUUACUCUAACAGCAAUUUCUCAGCUGCUUCUGUGCAAAAUGUUCCCUUUCCUCUGUACAAGACGACUGGGAAAAGUCAAUUGAAUUUUUGUACUUUUUCAAUUCCUUAUUUUCAUUCUGCACUUAAUGUUGUGUAAAGUAUGCUGAAGGUAAAAAGCACUAAGGGCUGCUGAACUACAUUAAAAAAAUGAAAAUGAAGCAGAUAGUAAGAUCUAGAGCAGAGUUUAGACAUUCCAUUGCAGCCAUUUAAAGAUCCCAAAGACAUUGUCAUUUUAUUUUACUGAAGUUCCAGCUAACUAGCCCCCUUAAAAAAACCCCACAAACUACAACAAACAAAACUGCUCUUCAAUGCCAGUGGUAGGAGACACAAAGAUAAUACUAAAUGGAGUGGGAGGGGAUAAGGUGAAAACUGGGUUGUUUUUCUCCUGCCUCUUGAAGAUAGAGGUAGAAUUCUGUUAUUUAAACAGAGAAACAGAUCUUGUCUCACAUAGGGAACCAAUGAUGUGACAUGAGCAAAAAAGCUCUAGCAAGUGAGGGGAAAGGGAGUUUGUCCCUUGUUUAGCUAUCUAAUGCCAAAGCCUAAUGAAUUCUGGGGAGAAAUUAUGUCUUUGCUAAAGUCUCUCCCCUGCUCGACUAGGUGAUAGCUCUAACACAGAUCGCCUGACACACACACACACUUUCAGCAGAGACCAGACAUUCCAUUCCUGGUAUUUCUAAAGUUUUUGUUUUAAAAAGACUUCAUUAUAAAGCAGUACAAAUUUUAUUUUUUUACUAAACACCUCUGGCAGCUGUGAUUCUUUACACUGUCUUAUUUAACAUGAAAACUGCUGCUUCCUCUAACCAGGGCAGAAUGGAUCAUAAAACUCCAGCUCUCUGCCAUAUAUCUAGUCUACAUAGUGGCACUGCCUAUAAACAGCUGGUGCUAAAUACCUGCACUAAGAAAGGCAGAAAGCAAACAAUACAGGAAGAAGACUGGGUUAGUUUGAUCUCUGCUGUUAGUAACACAGCAGGAACUAUUUUUUAAUCAGACAGCAGCCACUUAAACUAGAGAAAACAUCACUUAUUUGAAGAUUU